This is a messenger RNA of Nematolebias whitei (Rio pearlfish), 3597 nucleotides long. It is a transcript of the gene zswim6, whose product is annotated as zinc finger, SWIM-type containing 6. Lineage: Eukaryota; Metazoa; Chordata; Actinopteri; Cyprinodontiformes; Rivulidae. The coding region runs from base 37 to 3441 and encodes 1134 amino acids. Gene Ontology annotation, cellular component: Cul2-RING ubiquitin ligase complex. Gene Ontology annotation, molecular function: zinc ion binding. The transcript has 14 exons. The record is from RefSeq and is a predicted model, not a curated record.
AGAGGAACUGCGCUUCAGGUUGGAAGCGGUGCGAUCAUGGCCGAGCGAGUCCAGCAGCCCCCGGCCAAGCGGCUCUGCUGCCGGCCCGGCUACAACUCGGCGUGUAGGCAGGGGCAGCGGGCUGGAGGAGUCCCGUGCGGCGGCGGCGCUGGGUCCGCUUCGGGAGUGUCUGGAAACGGGAAAACGCACAACCCCGAAUCGCUGCUCGACAUCGCGGCGCGCAGAGUCGCGGAGAAGUGGCCGUUCCAGAGGGUGGAGGAGCGGUUCGAGCGGAUCCCGGAGCCCGUCCAGAGGAGGAUCGUAUACUGGUCGUUUCCGAGGAGCGAGAAGGAGAUCUGUAUGUAUUCCUCCUUCAACGCCGGCGGGGAGGAAAGUGGAUCUAGCGGUGACAAUAAUGACGAGACUCAGCUGCCUUUCCUGCGGGGUGUCACUCUGUUGGAGGGUGGCUGGGUGAACAACGUAUUGCAAGUCGGUUUCCAUCUGAGCGGCACAGUGACGGACCCCGCCACGCCCUCGUCCCCAGAGCUCGUGUGCAGCGUCAGCGUCAGCUUCGACCGCUGCAAGAUCACCGCGGUAACGUGCACCUGCGGAAACAAAGACAUCUUCUACUGCGCUCACGUGGUGGCGCUGUCGCUGUACAGAGUGCGGAAACCCGAGCAGGUCAAACUGCACCUGCCCAUCUCAGAAACACUGUUCCAGAUGAGCAGAGACCAGCUGCAGAAGUUCGUCCAGUACCUGAUAUCGGUCCACCACACCGAGGUGCUGCCCACCGCACAGAAACUGGCUGACGAGAUUCUGUCACAGAACUCUGAGAUCAACCAGGUCCACGGGGCCCCGGACCCCACGGCUGGAGCCAGCGUGGACGAUGAGAACUGCUGGCACCUGGAUGAGGAGCAGGUUCAGGAGCAGGUUAAGCUCUUCCUGUCGCAGGGAGGCUACCACGGCUCGGGCAAGCAGCUCAACCUCCUCUUUAGCAAGGUGAGGGAGAUGCUGAAGAUGCGUGACUCCAACGGAGCGAGGAUGUUAACACUGAUCACAGAGCAGUUCAUGGCCGACCCUCGGCUGGCGCUGUGGAGACAGCAGGGCACCACCAUGACCGACAAGUACAGACAGCUCUGGGAUGAGCUGGGUGCCCUGUGGAUGUGCAUCGUACUGAACCCUCACUGUAAGGCGGAGCAGAAGUCGUCGUGGCUGCGCCAGCUGCGCCGAUGGAACAGCGUGGAUGUCUGCCCCUGGGAGGAUGGUAACCACGGCAACGAGCUGCCCAACCUCACCCACUCACUGCCCCAAGGCGCUCAUGGCAACCAAGAGAUGCGCCCUCACAGGACUGUGUUCACGCGAGCCAUCGAGGCCUGCGACCUGCACUGGCAGGACCGACACCUUCAGCACAUUAUCGCCAGCGACCUCUAUGCCAACUACUGUUACCACGACAACCUGGAGGGCUCCCUUUUUGACUCACGUGGAUGGCCUUUAUGGCAUGAACAUGUCCCAACGGCUUGUGCUCGUGUAGAUGCGCUGCGCUCACAUGGUUACCCCCGAGAAGCCCUGCGACUGGCCAUUGCUGUGGUGAACACAUUACGGCGGCAGCAGCAGAGGCAGCUGGAGCACUUUCGACGGCACAAAAAAGAGUUACUCCACAAAGGUCAUACCUCCAUAACCAACAUGGAGGGCUGGGUGGGACACCCUCUGGAUCCUAUCGGUACCUUGUUCAGCACUCUGACGGAGUCGGGACGAGCAGGCGAGGAAGGCUCCAACAUCUGCUUAGACCUCUCAGACUGCUCCAGUGUCGUGAGCAGAGCCGACCUGCAGCGGAUGCCCGUGCAGCGAUUGCUGGGAGACGGUGAGUCGUACGCUGCGCUGGCAGUGGAGACGGCUCUGAUCGGCUUAGGCCAGCAGCGGGUGAUGCCCGAUGGGCUGUACGCUCAGGAAAAGGUGUGUCGGAACGAAGAGCAGCUACUGGCCAAGCUACAGGAAAUGGAAUUGGACGACUCCCUGGUGAAAAUCUUCCGUAAACAGGCAGUCUUUCUGCUGGAAGCUGGUCCGUACUCUGGCCUCGGAGAGAUUGUCCACAGAGAGAGUGUCCCAAUGCACACCUUCGCCCGCUAUCUCUUCACCUCUCUGCUACCUCACGACGCUGAACUGGCGUACAAAAUUGCACUGAGAGCCAUGUGGUUGCCCGUGUUGGAGUCCACAGCUUCAUCAGGUGAUCUCUCAAGACCACACCACAUUGUGUCUGUAGUUCCCAACCGCUACCCUCGCUGGUUCACCCUGAGCCAUAUAGAGUCUCAGCAGUGCGAGCUGGCCUCCACCAUGCUCACUGCUGCCAAAGGUGACAGUCGCAGGCUGGAGACGGUUCUGGAGUCCAUCCAGAAAAACAUCCACUCCUCGUCUCACAUCUUCAAACUGGCGCAGGAUGCGUUCAAGAUUGCAACUCUCAUGGACAGCCUGCCGGACAUUACACUCCUCAAAGUCUCGCUGGAGCUCGGACUACAGGUGAUGAGAAUAACCCUGUCCACAUUAAACUGGAGGAGGAGAGAGAUGGUGCGCUGGUUAGUCACAUGUGCCACUGAAGUUGGUGUCUACGCACUGGACAGCAUCAUGCAGAGCUGGUUCACCCUCUUCACCCCUACAGAAGCCACCAGCAUCGUGGCUACUACAGUCAUGUCCAACAGCACUAUCGUCCGCCUCCACCUUGACUGCCACCAGCAGGAGAACCUGGCUUCAUCUGCACGCACACUCGCCCUGCAGUGUGCCAUGAAGGACCCACAGAACUGCGCCCUCUCUGCUCUGACACUCUGUGAAAAGGACCACAUUGCCUUCGAGACAGCCUACCAGAUUGUACUGGACGCUGCAGCAACAGGAAUGAGCUACACACAACUGUUCACCAUUGCACGCUACAUGGAACACCGUGGCUACCCGAUGAGAGCGUACAAACUAGCGACGUUAGCCAUGGCUCAUCUGAACCUCAGUUACAACCAGGACACGCACCCAGCCAUUAAUGACGUACUGUGGGCCUGUGCACUCAGCCACACGCUGGGCAAGAACGAGCUGGCUGCUGUCAUUCCCCUGGUGGUGAAAAGCGUGAAGUGUGCCACCGUGCUCUCGGACAUUUUGCGGCGAUGCACGCUGACCACGCCGGGCAUGGUGUCGGCGCUGCACAGCCGCAGGAACUCUGGGAAGUUGAUGUCGCUGGACAAGGCGCCGCUCAGGCAGCUUCUGGACGCAACCAUCGGGGCCUACAUUAACACCACGCACUCGCGGCUUACGCACAUUAGCCCUCGCCACUACAGCGAGUUCAUCGAGUUCCUGGGAAAGGCCCGGGAGACUUUUAUGAUGGCUCACGACGGACACAUUCAGUUCACCCAGUUCAUAGACAACCUGAAACAGAUCUAUAAGGGCAAAAAGAAGCUGAUGAUGCUUGUGAGGGAGAGGUUUGGCUGAGGUGAGGCUGGGGGUCGUCAAACCCUCCUCUUCCAAGCUAGUACUUUUCUAUUAACUUGAGUCUGCCUUUUGAACUUCUUUUGAACUAACAGACACGUAAGAAGGAAGUGACUUGUAACAUGAAGCAAAAAGAGAAAGCAAAAGAUGACAAAAAAA